AUGGAGAAACUCAACUCGGAGGAUGGUCAACUUUUCAUAAAGAAUCUCGCCAGCUUCGUGCGAACUCAUGAAAAGGCCUUGGCCAACGCCCUACAGCUGAGACGCCAGUCCGUCCCCUCCAACAACUAUGCACCAUCUACCUCAUCUACCCUGGCCGCCGCCCUUUCCUUUGGCGCCUUGAAGUUCACCUCGCAGAAUGUGAAACCAGCCAAGCUGACUCUCACCCCACACCACCUCUUUUACCUCCUCUCCCAGUUCGAGGAUCUGUCCAUCGCGGUAGGCUCCAUGAAUGUUCGCCUAGAGAACAUCCAUAAUGACUCUUCCUCCUCGUAUGUGUCAUUCCUGAACCAGCCGCGUCGUUCCCGCGGUGAUCGCGACUCUAUCCACUCCGUAUCCAGUGUUCGUAGUGUCAUGUCGGGUAUGAGUGCUGUCUGGUCUUCCUUUGGACUCGGAUCGAAAGAUUCUGCCACCAAAUCUGAAAAGGCAAAGGCUGCUUUGGAAACCGACCUUAAGUACCUGUAUUCUGCAUUCACUAAGAUUCCCUGUUUGCGUCUCGCUCCGGACCGUCGAGCACGUCUCAUUCGCGGCUACGAGGAAUUUCCCCUGGAUACGGCAGUCCCGCUACACGCCUUCAAGAAUCUGAGUGCUCUGGAAAUCAUUGACAUCGACUUCCGCUCCUUCUAUGGUUGGGAUAGGCUGUCUGAGCAACUGCGGACAUUGACCUUGAAACGAGCAAACAUCAACGACCCUGCUGACUUGGUGACCAAGAUCGUUUUGGACGACGUUGACAAACGUCGACGCCGCUCGUCUAAGUCUCAUCCUUCCCCCAUCCCUGGCGGCAGCAUAACACCACAACCGGUUUACAAAUAUGAUUACGCUAGUAACACUAGUAACGAUCAUAAACCCGUCUCGGCUCCGGGAUCUCCUAGCGUUAGCAGCAACCUGGCGACCAGUACGAGCCCCAAGUCUGUGCCUAUGCUUCGCGCAGGGUCUGAAGGCGAACGGGGACAUCGUCGAACCGGCAGUUACUCUCCUACACGACCACAGACCGCGUCGCGACAGCAUACUCAAAGCCGCCACUCUCGGGGACAUUCGGUCAACAAAGUGGCACGGUCUAGCUCGGGCAGCUCAAAUUCCAGUGAGGUUUCUCUCCAUGGAAACCGUAGCUCUUCAAACCUCUUAACUGGAGUCUUGCCUCCGAGCAAAUGGCGUUUCCUGCGUCAUCUCGGACUGGCUGACAAUUCUUUGACAACCUUGUCAUCGGACUGUUUCUUGCCAGUUGCCAACACAUUGCACUCACUUGACUUGUCCUCGAAUCUGUUCGCGGAAAUCCCCGACAGCUUACCCUCGUUGGUCGCACUACGAGCCCUGAACCUCUCCAACUGUAUGAUCAACUCACUGCGAUCGAUAUCAAAGAACCCGCUGCCUGCCAUUACCGCUCUCAACCUUCGCGGAAACCGAUUGUCGUCGUUAGCUGGAAUUGAGCGACUUCUUUCUCUGGAGCGUCUUGACCUCCGAGACAACAAUUUGACGGACCCUACUGAAAUUGCCCGACUGACCGGCCUCCCUGAAAUACGAGAGAUCUGGGUCUCGGGCAAUCCAUUUACCAAAACCCAUUCGAAUUACCGGGUCACAAUAUUCAACCUCUUCCGUCGCACUCCUGGAUUUACCGAAGACAUCUUAAUUGAUGCAUCAGGCCCAGGAUACACUGAACGAAAGCAGUUGGUAGACCGCGCUGCUGAGCCGGAGGCUGCACCGGUUGUCCGACCGGUCGACCCCGAACCUGCGAGAACAGUGAGCAAGGUACCAGCGCCAGUCCGUCAGGAAUUGUUGUCCCAAGAUACUGCGACGGCGGCGGCGGCGGCGGCAGCAGCAGCAGCAUCAUCAACAACAACAACAACAACAGAGACAACAGGGAAUACACAGCACAAAAGAGGCAACCGUCGACGUAUUGUCGACUUGUCUCGAGAAGAAUCCGUAACGCAAGUUUUCACUUCUCCUUCUUCUCAGGACAAACCCUUACCUCCUGAUCCUCCAGUUCUGGUUGAUCCAUUCACCGCAAGCGGGACGAGACCGGAGAAUGCAACACCUGCUGAUGUUGAACCGGUAAAAAAGCCAGUCACUCAGUCUGUGUCUCAAGACCAGAAAGUUGUACCGGCUAAGCAGGAUAGUAGUAUAGAUUGGAACACCAAUUUCAGUCUGGGCGGCGAGACCAACAUCUUCCGGCCGAGACUAGAAGCUGUCCCUAACAACAAUAACAACAACAGUGGCUGGCUUAGCGUGCUCCAUGAGGGGAACUGGCAGACGCAACCUUCCAGACCGCAGGCGAAUAUGUCGGCUGUUCCACGGACCGGAACGGUGUUUGACGCAUCUCUGAUUCGACCGGAUACUGUCAGUCGUCCUGAGAGUCACUUGCUCGUCAGUGGGCGGACAGUAGGAUGAUUUCCAAACUUUCCUACAUACAACAUUGCCGAGGCGUCGGUUAUUACAUAUACCCAUGAAUUCUCAAAGAAUCCUUAUACCCUUGUCUUUGGACUAUUGACUGUAUAAUUUGCAUAUGCAUUUCCGGAGUUGUUGUUUGUCUUUUUUUUUUUUUUUUGCUUCGUUUUCUGGGAGGGCAUGUUUUGAUGAUUUAGUUUGUUGUCCAUCUUUCCGUCUUGUUCACAAAAAAUAGUUGUUUGCCUUGUUACUAUUUUUCGAUUCAAUUGUUUUAGACCGUGCGUGUUGUUCCUUUUUGAUAGCUCGUUCUUGUCUCCUCUCAUCGAUGGAUGGUAUUAUCAGGAUGUUCGGUUGGGCUAUCUGAUUCUGCGUUACUGCCUGCUUGCUAUACAGAGAAUUGCUUUGUAUAUUUAGAUAUGAUAGCUAUGAAUGAUGGAUUCUGAUA
Messenger RNA from Talaromyces stipitatus ATCC 10500, 2884 nucleotides. Its product is annotated as Leucine Rich Repeat domain protein. Gene Ontology annotation, cellular component: cytoplasm. The record is from RefSeq and is a predicted model, not a curated record. The transcript has 2 exons. NCBI's taxonomy places the organism in Eukaryota, Fungi, Ascomycota, Eurotiomycetes, Eurotiales, Trichocomaceae. The coding region runs from base 1 to 2442 and encodes 813 amino acids. Gene Ontology annotation, molecular function: protein kinase binding.